Molecule: messenger RNA, 1170 nt
Organism: Colletotrichum graminicola M1.001
Lineage: Eukaryota; Fungi; Ascomycota; Sordariomycetes; Glomerellales; Glomerellaceae
Exons: 3
Coding region: 1-1170 (389 amino acids)
Cellular component (GO): cytoplasm
Molecular function (GO): flavin adenine dinucleotide binding; electron-transferring-flavoprotein dehydrogenase activity
Source: RefSeq, a predicted model, not a curated record
AUGGCCCAGCCUUCCGACUCGCCUGUCAAGAAACAUGUCGCCAUUCUCGGUGGCUCAUAUGGCGGCAUCUCAACGGCACACUACCUCCUCAGGCACGCCCUACCGAGACUGCCACGCCCCGAGGAGUACCAGGUGAUUCUCGCAUGUCCUCGAGCCUUGCUCUCCGACGACAUGUUCCCGCAACACAAGCUCUUUGUCGGCAUCUCCUCCAUGUUCGAGUCGUAUGCCCAAGGUACUUUUUUAUUCCUCCAUGGAACAGCAACGGCACUCGACCACGUCAACCGCACCGUGACCAUCGACAUGGCAGGCGAAAAAGGCGUCAAGAUACUCGACUACCACGCAGUAGUCAUUGCCACUGGCGCGUCGACGCCUUCACCUCUGCUAGGUCUCAACUCCGCCUCGGAAGAUCUGCGCCAGAGCUGGGCUGUCUUCCGAAAGGCCCUCCCAGCCGCAAAAAGCAUCGUCAUACCCGGCGGAGGCCCAGCGGGCGUCGAGACCGCCGGCGAACUCGGGGAAUACCUCAACGGUCAGUCGCGCCGGCUGCAAACCUCCCUGGGGGUCCCGAAAGCCACCAUCACACUCGUGACCUCCGCGUCUGAGAUCCUCCCCGCGCUUCGCCCGGCCAUCGCGCGCAAAGCAGAGAGCUACCUCGCCCAGGUUGGUGUCACCGUUCGCAAGGGCGUCUGGGUCUGCAGCGUGCGCCCUGCGGCGGCCGGGGCGGGCGAGGUCGCGGCAACGGCGGCCGUCAUCCUCGACAGCGGGGAAACGCUCGACGCGGACCUCUACAUCCUGGCACUGGUGAGCACCAACUCCUCGACCCUCCGCGUCGACCCAGCCGGGCCCCAGGUCUACGCCGUCGGCGACGCGUCCUCCUACGCCCGACCCGCCGUACACAACAUCCUGGCCGCCGUUCCGGUUCUGUGCACCAACCUCAGGCGGGACCUCCUCCUGGCGUCGGAGAACCCUGAGGAGGCAGAGGGCCAGGACAGGCUGUUUACGGAAGAUCCUCGCGAGAACCAUCUGGUCCCGGUUGGCAGGAGCAAGGGCGUCGGCGCCGCGAUGGGUUAUCAGCUGCCCAGCUUCCUGGUGUGCAUGAUCAAGGGCCGGGAUUACUGGCUUUGGACGACGGAGAACCUCUGGAGUGGCAAGCAAUGGGCCAAGGAGUUCUGA